This is a messenger RNA of Linnemannia hyalina, 381 nucleotides long. The record is from the annotation of a GenBank genome assembly. NCBI's taxonomy places the organism in Eukaryota, Fungi, Mortierellomycota, Mortierellomycetes, Mortierellales, Mortierellaceae.
AUGUCUUUUGCCGGUGCCCCCUCGUCCCCUCUCUCCCCCACCGACUUUUACUCCCAAGCACUCCAAGAGGCCGACGCCGGCAAGCGUCGCCGUCUGUUUGCCGAUGCCCGUGCCUCGAACCCAGCCUCGUACCAGCUCUGGGUCAAGGCCGCCGAGGUGGAGGAGCACUGGGGAGCCGAUCAGGAUAAGCUCAAGGAUCUUUUGAGCCGUGGCGUCGUCCAGUUCAAGAACCCUGCCGGCUCUGCAGGCACCGGAUUCGGAAGCGCGAGCCUGUUGCCCGUUAACAAGGAUACCUGGUUGCACGAGGCCUCAGCUGCCGAGACCGCUGGCAAGUCCAAGACCGCUGCUGCUCUUCAUCAGGCUAUCGGCGAGUCUUUGUAA